Messenger RNA from Guyanagaster necrorhizus, 2408 nucleotides. RefSeq lists its product as uncharacterized. The transcript is spliced from 6 exons. Gene Ontology annotation, molecular function: DNA-binding transcription factor activity; sequence-specific DNA binding. The record is from RefSeq and is a predicted model, not a curated record. Lineage: Eukaryota; Fungi; Basidiomycota; Agaricomycetes; Agaricales; Physalacriaceae. The coding region runs from base 56 to 2320 and encodes 754 amino acids. Gene Ontology annotation, biological process: phosphorelay signal transduction system; regulation of DNA-templated transcription.
AACCAGGGCCCUGCUCUUGACCAUCAGAGCCAGCAUCUCCGUCCGCUUAUUAUACAUGGACGACUCGUCGCAAUCUAGACAGCUCUUCCCGCCUCUCAACAUUAAUCUCCCUCCAUUCCGCUCCCAACCCCAGCAGUACCAGUCGCCACAGCACGAGUAUCCUCAGCAGCACCAGCAGUAUCAGCAGCAGGAAUACUGGCAACAGCGCACUUCCAGUUCGAGGGAUGAUAUACACCAGCAGCAGGAUAUCAAACCAGUGAUGCAGACUCAGCAGCCAAAGCAGGAGGGCGGUGUCGAAGAUGGAAUGCCCUCCACCAGUGAUUUUGUGAAAAAGCUCUACAAGAUGCUAGAGGAUCAGUCCUUCCAACACGUCGUCUCGUGGGGUCCCCAAGGCGAUUGUUUCGUGGUCAAGGACAUGAACGAAUUCACAAAAUCAAUUCUACCACGCAUGUUCAAACACUCGAAUUUCGCCUCGUUUGUGCGUCAACUGAACAAGUAUGACUUUCACAAAGUCAAGAACACGGAUGACAACCAAUUCGGCGAACAUAGCUGGACAUUCCGGCAUCCGGAUUUCCAUGCUGACCGGCGCGAUGCACUAGAAAACAUCAAGCGCAAGGUCCCCACAUCGCGGAAAUCGCUCCCCGCUCCACAACCGACAUCAUCACGGCCUCUACCGCCGUCUCUCGCUUCUCCGUCAGCAUCGCAGACCGACUAUCUCCAGGCCCAAAUAGAGCGCCUCACCCAGGCCCAAGAAGAGAUGUCGGCGCAUGUACGGAACCUAGAGCGAAAUUACCACGACGUUCUCGUGGAGAUGGUCGGAUUCCAGCGGAAUAUGGCGCAGCAGGACGGGCUGAUGCAAAACCUCAUUCAGUAUUUUUUGCAAGUUGAGAAUGGCAAAUCGAAACGCGCGUCCUCGUCUCAACAGCAAGCGAUGCUACAGUCGCCUUCCGACCCAUCCUCUUCAAAUCCGAACCCGUUCCUACAGCAACACGAAACGCUCCGAAUGAUGAACCCAGAUAGUGAUGUUGCCCGCGCGUCCCUUAUGCAAAUGAACGAAAUUUCGCGGCGGCAAAUGGAAUUCUCCCAACCUUCCUCGUUUGACGACCGGCCGCCAUCACGGAUAUGGACUGCCGCCGCCAAUGCAGGACUCAUCAACCCCGACGGGUCUGUCAAAGGCGCACCCCCAGUCCCGUCUAUAUCUGGCGAGAAGAUCACCUCGCGGGUGGAGGCCCUGCAGCGUAUCGAGGAGCUGCAGCGGCUGCGUAUGGGAAGCGCGCCGCCAAAUAUCCCGCCACUACCCCCGCCUCCCCAACCGCAAGAGGAGAUGGUCAUGCCGACGUCGUCGACAGGAACGCUCACUUCGCCAGAGGGUACUCCGCCGUCGUUUGCGUGGCCUGAAGAAGGCGACAUGGGCCAGCUUGGAGGCGGCGAUCCAGGUAACCAGGUGGCUGGGGCAGGACACGAGGGUCUGCAGGUGUAUACUGUUGGGCACCUGAUGCCCAAGAGCGCGGUAGACGACGCGAAUGGUAAUUGGACGUAUGAUCCGACGAUGUGGGAUCCUCAGCAACAGCAACAGCGGCAGCAACAGCCACAGCAGCCACAGGCGAGCACGUCGCAGCAAGCGCUCCAACCCGCCUCGUCGUCGUCCCAACAGCGGCUCCGGGUACGGCGGAGCACGUACGUUCCCGGGUGGGCGGUGCCUCCACGGGUGCUGCUCGUCGACGACGAUGCCGUGAGCCGAAAACUGAGCAGCAAGUUUCUCCAAGUGUUUGGGUGCACGAUCGACGUGGCCGUUGACGGUGUCGGAGCGGUGAACAAGAUGAAUCUUGAAAAGUACGAUUUGGUAUUGAUGGACAUUGUGAUGCCGAAACUGGACGGUGUCUCUGCAACGUCGCUGAUCCGGAAAUUCGACCAUAUGACGCCUAUCAUCAGUAUGACGAGCAACUCGAAGCCCAACGAGAUCAUGACGUACUAUUCGUCGGGGAUGAACGACAUUCUGCCAAAGCCGUUCACCAAGGAGGGGCUGCUAGGUAUGCUGGAGAAGCACCUGAUGCACCUCAAGGUGAUCCAGGAGAUGGCGAGCGCGAGGGUGUCGCGACCGCUGGGACCAGGGGAUGUGGGGCCGUACAUGGGGAAUGGGGAGGUGGACAAUGAAGGGCGAGUGAAUCCGCUGGCGGGUAUGGGCCUCACGGACGAGCAGUACAACAUGAUCCUGCAGAAUAUCGUGAACGGGGAGACAUUUGUAGGGGAGAAGCGGUCAUUGGAAGAAGACGAUGACGGGCGGGAAGGGAAACGAGGUCGAUUCGAGGUGAUUGAGUAGACAUUGUAUCGAUAUCAUUAUUUUAUUCGAUCUGUACGAGAUGCAUAUAUUAAUACGAACCCCUAUCAUACUGCGGCCCGGAUUACCA